Molecule: messenger RNA, 2526 nt
Organism: Euleptes europaea (tarantolino)
Lineage: Eukaryota; Metazoa; Chordata; Lepidosauria; Squamata; Sphaerodactylidae
Gene: ZC3H12B
Product: zinc finger CCCH-type containing 12B
Exons: 5
Coding region: 22-2526 (834 amino acids)
Cellular component (GO): nucleus; cytoplasmic ribonucleoprotein granule
Molecular function (GO): metal ion binding; mRNA binding; RNA endonuclease activity
Source: RefSeq, a predicted model, not a curated record
UCUGGCUGGAAGGUGAACGUGAUGACGGCCUGGUCUAUGGUGGAAAGGCUGAAAAUGGAGAAGAGGCGUUGCCCAGAAGAGAGACCUGUAGAGCAGGAUGGCGGGGAUUGCAGCGCCGAAUCUGAAGAAUGGACCAGCUCAGAAAGUGAGCCGGAGCAGCCCGGCUUCAGGAACAGUGCUGGCAACACCCCGUGGCGGGAGAAAGAGCUUUCCCACAAGCCCCAUCGGCAGCUCUGCCGCUCUCCGUGCCUGGAUCGUCCCAGUUUCUCACAGAGCAGCCUCCUUCAGGAUUUGAAGUUGGAAGAGAACAAAGCCAACUUGAACAAGGAGUAUCAAUCUAAAAUUGAUUUUGCUGUAAAGCUGGGCUAUGCCGGAGAUCAGAUUCAAGCUGUGUUGAACAAGCUGGGUCCUGACGCUCUAAUCAAUGACAUUUUAGCAGAACUUGUGCGACUUGGAAACAAGGCUGAGAGUGAAGGACAAGCCAGUACUGGAAGCACCGCUAGCAGUGCUGGCCCUGGGACAAAGGAGGCGGCCAGCCCGGAACUGUCUCUGGAAGAUGAAGUGGUGGACAGCUCUGACAAUUUGAGACCGAUCGUCAUUGACGGAAGUAACGUGGCAAUGAGUCACGGGAAUAAAGAAGGAUUUUCCUGUCGGGGGAUUCAGCUAGCUGUCGAUUGGUUUCUGGAAAAAGGUCACAAAGACAUUACAGUAUUUGUGCCUGCAUGGAGAAAAGAGCAGUCUCGACCGGAUGCACCAAUUACAGAUCAAGAAAUUUUACACAAACUGGAGAAGGAAAAAAUCCUUGUCUUCACACCAUCUCGGCGAGUUCAAGGCCGAAGGGUAGUCUGCUACGAUGAUCGCUUCAUAGUGAAACUGGCUUAUGACUCUGAUGGCAUCAUUGUGUCAAACGACAAUUACCGCGACCUUCAGAACGAAAAGCCAGAAUGGAAGAAAUUCAUUGAGGAACGGCUGUUGAUGUAUUCUUUUGUGAAUGACAAGUUUAUGCCUCCUGAUGACCCAUUGGGACGCCAUGGCCCCAGCCUUGAAAAUUUCUUAAGGAAAAAGCCCGUUAUUCCAGAACACAAAAAGCAACCAUGUCCCUACGGGAAAAAAUGCACCUACGGACACAAAUGCAAAUAUUACCACCCUGAACGAGCAAACCAACCCCUGAGAUCCGUAGCAGAUGAGCUUCGCAUCAGUGCCAAAUUAUCUGCUGUGAAAACAAUGAGCGAAGGAGCUUUGGCUAAAUGUGGCACAGGCACUCUUUCCAAAGGUGAAAUCAAUUCAGAAGUGAAGCGCAUUGCUCCCAAACGUCAGUCGGAUCCAAGCAUCCGUUCUGUGCCUGUGGAACCCGAGGAAAGGCUGUUGAUGACUCGGAAGUCAGAGGCCAACUCUGUUCCUUCCCUUGUUUCUGCGUUGAGUGUACCAACCAUUCCACCUUCCAAAAGCCAUGCCGUUGGGGCAUUAAACACCCGCUCAGCAAGUAGCCCUGUACCAGGGUCAUCUCAGUUCACCCACCAAAAGUCCUCACUGGAACACAUGGCCAGUGUCCAUUAUCCUCCCAUCCUGGUCACCAAUAGCCAUGGCACUUCCAUCAACUACACAGAACAGUACCCAAAAUAUGAGUCUUUAGGAGAUCAUGGCUAUUACUCCAUGCUCAGUGACUUCUCCAACUUGAGCAUUAGCAGCAUGCAUAAUACAGAUUAUUAUGGGGCUGAUGUAGACCAAGGUAUCUACUCAAGGAAUUCUAGCCCCUGUCCAGAAAGCUGCUUAAACCAUACAAGUAAUGAUUCUUAUUCCUCUUACACUGACUUGUACUUGGGUGUAGGAGAUGCAGGUCCAGAAGACAGUGUCAAGAUUCAUCGACUUCCCCCACAAAGUCGUCUUCAGCCAUUCUCCCAUGGCUACCACGAGAACUUAACUAGAGUUCAGAGCUUUGGUGCCGAAGGGUCGAAGCACCUUCCUCGCAAACAUUCAGCUUCCCAUUUAGCACUGCACGUCCAACACCCGGUUGUUGGCGCACGGUCCAGUUGCCCAGGUGACUAUCCGGUGCCUCAGAACAUUCACCCGUCAGCCACUGCCCAGCCAAGCCGUGCCCUCGUCAUGACGAGGAUGGACAGCAUUUCUGAUUCUCGGCUCUACGAAAGCAAUCCCGCUCGACAAAAAAGGCCGCCCCUCUGUCGAGAGCAGCAUGCCAGUUGGGAUCCAUUACCAUGUGCGUCCGACGCCUAUGCUUACCACUCCUACCCACUCAGCAACAGCCUCAUGCAGCCAUGCUAUGAGCCUGUUAUGGUGAGGAGUAUGCCUGAGAAGAUGGAACAGCUCUGGAGGAAUCCUUGGGUUGGAGUCUGUGGGGAGCCCCAAGAGCCCCACAUUAUCCCAGAGCAUCAAUAUCAAACGUAUAAGAAUCUCUGCAAUAUUUUUCCUGCUAGCAUUGUCCUCUCUGUAAUGGAGAAGAAUCCCCACAUGACAGAUGCACAGCAGUUGGCCGCUAUGAUUGUUGCCAAAUUGAGAACGGGGCGUUAA